AUGGAUGUUCUCUAUUCAUUAUUUGGUAUUGAUAAUCAACGACUUGAUGCUAUAAUACAAAGCAAAGCUUUCAUUAAGACUCUCAAUUUUGUAUUAACAACGACAAGUAAUGAUGUUUUGCCGAUUGCUGAUUCGAUAGUUAAUCGAUACUGCAUUGAUAUCUUGCCUAAAAUAAAUUACAAUGUUAGAUCCCUUAUUCUUGAAUCAGAGUCUAUGGAACGUAUUCUACUCGCUGCUGGUUUUCCUAAUUUAACUGAACUUAAACUGUAUAAUGUUGACGAUUAUAUUGUUUCACAUUAUUUUACAGGUAAGCAAUUUCCGUAUUCAAGUAAAGAAAAAGAUUUCAUUGAAAACAGUAUAAAUAUUGCACAAUAUUUGAUUGUUCUUUAUUUAGUCGAAUCACCAUUUCGACGUAUUUUUCAACCACAAAUAACAGAUCUUAUUCUUGUAUACAAGAACGAUAUUAACAUAUUAUUAAUGAAUAAAAAUGCAAAAUUUGUGUACGAAUAUACUUUCAAACUGUUUGAAAAUCUGAAACACUUAUCUGUUAUCGGAUUACCGCCAAUUUUCUCGGUUAAUUAUAUAUCUUUGGCUACUUGUUUCUCUUCAAAUCUUUACAAAUUAUGUCUUCAUAUCAAUACUUUUGAAGAUUGUUUUGCUUUACUUGAUGGUCGUCUCAAACAUCUGUCUAUGUUGAUUGUUAAUAUAAAUAGUACAGAAUAUCAUCCAUCAGUUGUUUACAAUAUUGAUAUGCUGCCUAAUAUGAAAUAUUUCUCGUUAACCUGUCGUUGUUCCAAUGAUGAAUAUGAUACUCAUGUUGUACCUCUUCUUCGUCGUAUGUUUAAUCUUGAAGAAUUAAAUUUGAAUAUUAUUAAUGAGAAACGAAGUUCAUUUGUCGAUGGCACUCAAAUUAACGAAAAAAUUCUUAUUCAUAUGCCACCACUUUCUAAAUUUACAUUUUAUAUUAGUACCAAAACUAAACGAAAGCAUAUGGUUCAUCACUUAUCGAACCACGAUAUUGAACAAACUUUUUUUAACAUAGGAUAUGAACAAGUAUGCUGUUUUCUAACUCGAAUUACCACUAGUGCUAUAUGCAAUAUUUUUUCAUUACCGUUUGUAUUUGAUUAUCUUGAAUAUGUUGGAAAUACUUUGCCAUCAAUGACUUUUAGUCGUGUUACUAAAUUGAUGGUGCAUGAUAUACUUCCAUUUUCGCAUGAAUUUUUCAUAGGAAUUGCUCGCUUUUUCCCAUUACUUAAAACAAUGCGUGUUCUUAAUAUUCAUCCACAGUUACAGAUGUCACACAAAUUGAAUUCGAAUGAUAAUCAAUUGCAUUCAAUUGUUGAAUAUCCUUUCCUUAUAUCGCUUUCUCUCUUCUAUACUCAUAUUGAUUAUGUCGAACAGUUUCUCAAUAAAACAAAAACACAUUUACCUCGUUUUACUGAAUUAACAGUCGAUUAUGAUCAAUUAAGAAUUGUUACAGAAAACUUCACAAGAGAUACAACACGUCUUAAUUGUGUUAAUGUGAAAAAAUUAAUUUUUGAAAAGUCAAUUGUACAUUCAAAAGAUUUUUAUACUUAUUUUCCUUUGUUGUAA
This is a messenger RNA of Rotaria sp. Silwood1, 1593 nucleotides long. The record is from the annotation of a GenBank genome assembly. NCBI's taxonomy places the organism in Eukaryota, Metazoa, Rotifera, Eurotatoria, Philodinida, Philodinidae.